Messenger RNA from Leptomonas pyrrhocoris, 1391 nucleotides. RefSeq lists its product as hypothetical. NCBI's taxonomy places the organism in Eukaryota, Euglenozoa, Kinetoplastea, Trypanosomatida, Trypanosomatidae. The transcript has a single exon. The coding region runs from base 213 to 1391 and encodes 392 amino acids. The record is from RefSeq and is a predicted model, not a curated record.
GGCAGUGGAACGUUGUAUGCCGCUCUCUUUCAAUCAAUUGUAGAGCAAUACAAACACGAACACACACAGACACCCGCACACCCACAUACACACACAGAAAAAAAAACCGAGGCCCACAUGCACGUAUAUAUAUAUCGAACAUCGUCUCAUUACUAACCGUUUUUUUUUUGUUGUUUCUGUUGCAGUUUGCAGUGUUGGUUCCUUCUUAAAGAAUGGACGCUUCGCACAACACUGCAGCGCCAUCAGCUGCAAUCCCCCUUGCCGCAGACGGCAGCAUCAGCAACAGCAUCUUACGCACGCCCGUUGCGGGUACCGGUACUACAGUACUUCUUCGCGAGGAGGGCGGUACCACCUUCAUGCCAGUGCACCACCAGUCGAGCAUCACACUGCGAGAUCUGGCCGAAGAAUUCAACAUUAGCAGCGUGUUGGAGUGCGACGCAGAGGGCAAUGUGCAGCCUCGCGCUGUAGCCUUUGACUCUCCCUCGGACAUCCUGCACAGCGGACGCCACUACAUAGCGCGACGAGAUGCGAAGGCCGAAGCAGGGAACUCGUACGUCACCUUCAAAGGUAAGAUUUGCGUGAAGGAGUACGAGUUGGAGCAUCCGACGCCUCCCGCUACUCUUCCAGGAAAGUCGGUGCGUAUCGUCGAAGCUGGCGAAAACGAAGGCGCGCCUGCUGAGACAAAACGUCGAAACCGAGUUGUCACGCCUUUUCUAGAUAAGCGCCGUCAUCAAGAAGCGCUGGACAGGCACGAGGAAUACUUUGCUGCUCACGCGGCGGAAGGCAGCACUCCCAGACUGCAGCGAAUGCGGGAUGAAGAAGAAGCAACAACCAUUUCUCGCGCACUGGCUCUCUCGUUCGAGCGGAAGCGUCCCCGGGAGGACUCGGCGUCAAAGACGGAGGAGCAUCGCCAAGCUAGCUCGCGCGCAGACGGAGACGGUCGCGAAAACGCAAAAUCUUGUCAUAGCGGUUCUGAUAGAACGGACGAUGUGUUGAGUUCGCCGUCAUCUAUGCCGAGAAAUGGCGGCGCCCUACUUGACCGUACCAACUCCUUUGGUGCUUCACCUACCGCUGUUUCGAAGACGCACGUUGCACCGCUGGUCAAUGAAUUGCACACUGAUGAGACGUCAGAUCUGCCGUCAUCUGCGGUACCAGCGUCAUCGAGCACAACCACUGCUGCACCUCAGUCGCAGAAACAGUCUUUACGUUUUAUUCCUUUCACAGAGAUUGCCGAUGACGGAACGGAGGCGUACGUGACGCUCGAGAAUCUGCAGCAGCUGUGCAACGACCUGACGAUGCAGGAGGCGGAGCUUCAAAAGAAGCAUCGCACAGCCACAGAUAUUUUAGAAGGUGCCCGCCGUGUCUUGUUUCUCAACGACGGGAACGAAUGA